UCGCAGUACAACCAACAAAAAAUUAACAAAACUCAAAAUGUUCAAAUUCGUUGCUAUCGUUGCUCUUUUGAUUGCCUCCGCCAGUGCUGGUCUUAUUGAGACCCACCAUGUGGUGCAUGAGCCUGUGCUGGCCAAGGUAGGCACUGUGGUGCACAGCGCUCCCUCUGCUGUCUCCCACCAGAGCAUCACUCAGGUCCACAGCAAGCCUGUCGUUCACCAAGUAGUCGCUCCAGUCCUGAAGACCACAUACCAUUCUGCACCUGCUGUUGUCCACCAUGCUCCAGUUGUUCACCACGCUCCAGUUGUUCACCACGCUCCUCUUGUCCACACUGUCCAUGCUGCUCCAGUGGUGCCAGUGGUGCACUCCGCUCCCUUGAUCAAGUCUGUCGUGCACACAGCUCCUUUGGCCUACACUCUGCAUCAUUAAAUUACCUCCAAUUUAUUGAAAUUGUUAUGUUAUACACGAAAAAAAAAUAUAAAUAAAAAAUAAAAGUAUUAUUGAAACAUA
Messenger RNA from Drosophila innubila, 508 nucleotides. Its product is annotated as A-kinase anchor protein 14. Bases 38 to 427 code for a protein of 129 amino acids. The record is from RefSeq and is a predicted model, not a curated record. Lineage: Eukaryota; Metazoa; Arthropoda; Insecta; Diptera; Drosophilidae. The transcript has 2 exons.